AUGGAGCUGAAUGUUGACAUUAAAGACGAAGAAGAGGAGGCGGAGAUUGGGAAAUCUCUAAAAGUACACCUAAAAAUACACAGAGGGAAUCAAUAUUCCAAUAAUGACGUUGGGAAGAAUUUCACAACAUCCAAGACUCUGACAGUUCAUCAGAGAGUGCAUAAAGGAGAGAAGCUGUUCUCCUGCUCUGACUGUGUAAAAUGCUUCACAACAUCAACUAGGCUAAAAGUUCAUCAGAGAACACACACAGGAGAGAAGCCUUACUUCUGCUCUGACUGUGCGGCGAGUUUCUCUCUACUGUGCAACUUAAAACGACAUGAACGUAUACACACAGGAGAGAAGCUUUACUCCUGUUCUGACUGUGAGGCGAGUUUCUCUCUACUGUGCAACUUAAAACGACAUGAACGUAUACACACAGGAGAGAAGCCUUACUCCUGCACUGACUGUGGAAAGAGUUAUUCUCUACUGGGCCACUUAAAAAGACACCAACAUAUACAUACAGGAGAGAAGCCUUACUCCUGCUCUGACUGUGGAAAGAGUUUCUCGCGACUGGGCCACUUAAAAACACAUAAACAUAUACAUACAGGAGAGAAGCCUUACUCCUGCUCUGACUGUGUAAAAUGCUUCAUAACAUCAACUGAGCUAAAAGUUCAUCAAAGAACACACACAGGAGAGAAGCCUUACUCCUGCUCUGAUUGUGUAAAAUGCUUCACAACAUCAACUAGGCUAAAAGUUCAUAAGAGAACACACACAGGAGAGAAGCCUUACAUCUGCUCUAAUUGUGCGGCGUGUUUCGCUCUACUGUGCCACUUAAAACGACAUGAAAGUAUACACACAGGAGAGAAGCCUUACUCCUGCUCUGACUGUGCGGCGAGUUUCUCUCUACUGUGCAACUUAAAACGUCAUGAACGAAUACACACAGGAGAGAAGCCUUAUCACUGCACUGACUGCGAGAAGAGAUUCUACAGAUUGGGCCAUUUAAAAAGACACCAAUGUAUACAUAAAGGAGAGAAGCCUCAUCAGUUGUCUCAGACCAGCUGAGAUUAGACACUCCUUAAUUUUCAUGUCAUUAAAUAAUUGGCAAUGUUGAAUUGGAUCAAAUGAAGAAAGCGUAGAACACUAUUGUAAUCCUAUAGUUUCUCACUGUAAGAGAACUGUGCAGAGGAAAGGGAGCG
This is a messenger RNA of Salvelinus fontinalis (brook trout), 1175 nucleotides long. RefSeq names its product gastrula zinc finger protein xLCGF3.1-like. The record is from RefSeq and is a predicted model, not a curated record. The transcript has 2 exons. Gene Ontology annotation, molecular function: DNA-binding transcription factor activity; RNA polymerase II cis-regulatory region sequence-specific DNA binding. Bases 1 to 1041 code for a protein of 346 amino acids. Gene Ontology annotation, biological process: regulation of transcription by RNA polymerase II. NCBI's taxonomy places the organism in Eukaryota, Metazoa, Chordata, Actinopteri, Salmoniformes, Salmonidae.